AUGAGCCGGUCUUUACGUGCUGGAGGUCAAAAGUUUGAAAGUGUGAAACGGAAGAAUAGGAUCGACUAUCUCUCGGAUCUGGUAGAGGAACAUGAUGCCAGAUCGCUGUUGGAGUUGAAAAACUCUCUCAGCUUUGCAGAUAGAAAGAGCCUCUAUGCCGAGCACGGCAAUCAAUGGAAGGAGGCUGCAGAGUUAUGUAUCGAGGCAUACUGUGAAUCCUUGAGACAGAAGCAGCAAAACACACGUUUUGAAACAUAUAUUCAAGAGAACAAUCACACUCGCCUGUGCUCCCUUCCCGAAGAUACGACGAUGGGAAUGCAGUGUAUAGUUUUAGGCAAAUCCCUGUUUUUAUCGUUGAUUGUGGAUAACUACAUCUAUGGGACAGUUCAAAGGAGCGGGGACCAUUCGCAGUUCUUUCUUAUGAAUUUGUUAAGCAAGGCUGUUGCCUUGAUGGAGGAGCCCAGGAUUACACCGGGUACUGUGAACGAUUUCAAGGAAUUACUGGGUGGUAAACCCUUUGAUGUGCAUGUCAAGCAUUCAAAGGACGAGCGGUUAUACCGCCUCCCUGUGUUAAUUUCAUCAAACACUGACAUUACAAUCUUGGAACGUAAAAGGCAACAGAGGAUCAGCUCGCGUCGUCCGUCGUCACGUACGGACUAUCCAUCUCCGAGAGAGCCGGUUGACCAACAACACCAAGGUGCUGUUUCCGUUGUUGGUGACGUAUCCGCACAACGGACUCCAGAUAAACAAACCGUAGUCGCACAACAGGGUGAUACCCAGAUACAGCAUGCUACCAAUCCUCCGGAGGACAUGUCAAAACGACAAAGACUGGACUCGGGAAACGCAGAUGACGACCCUGAGGAAAACACUACUGCCGGUGGAUCCAUCACAAAGGCAUUUGAUCUGUUCAAAAUACACUAUUACAAAACCCAAGUCGAUGUGGUUAGAAAACAACACAUUACGGUGGCCCAAUACAAGCCUGCAGACACGGACACGGACAAAUUCUACGUCACCUGCCUUCCCUAUCAAUUUAUCGAAUUUUGGCUAUGCAAUCAAACUGGCACUGAGUUUCGUGAACCAUACUCAGUCAUGGCAAAGAGUUAUGAUUAUUACGACAUUAUAUCCAUCCAAGCCUCAAAUCAACGGGUGGUGAAUUGGAACAGGUUUGCUGCGUAUCUGGUUCGCAAUGAGACGGUGAAUGUCCAAUGCUUAGGACGUAAGUUGGCCCAGCUUGCGUGGGAUUUACAAAACGUUACAAGGGAGGAGAAGGACUGUGCCAACAUCAGCCGUAUCCUACGCUCAGGCACACAAAAGUUUGAGAGGGUCAAACGGAAGAAUAGAAUCGAUUACCUUUCGGAGUUGGUCGAGGAACACGAUGCUAGGUCGUUGUUCAAAUUGAAAAAUUCCCUGACGUUUGCCGAUCGAAAGAGUUUAUAUGCUGAACAUGGAAACCAGUGGAAGGAAGCAGCAGAACUGUGCAUAGAGGCGUAUUGUGAAUCAUUAAGACAAAAACAACAAACAAGCCGAUUUGAGACAUACAUACAGGAGAACAAUCACACCCGACUGUGCACAUAUCCCGAGGAUACCACAGCGGGUAUGCAACGGCUGGAUACCCUCUUGAGUGUGAAUCACCUUGAUAAACACGAAUUUCUGACCAAUUUAUCCAGUUUUAUGAAUAAAGGAGAAACCAGGCGGAACGCCUUCGUAUUACAGGGACCAACCACGACUGGUAAGUCACUUUAA
This is a messenger RNA of Echinostoma caproni, 1743 nucleotides long. Lineage: Eukaryota; Metazoa; Platyhelminthes; Trematoda; Plagiorchiida; Echinostomatidae. The record is from the annotation of a GenBank genome assembly.